AUGAGAGUCAACCGGUUAAUAACCAAAGUAAACCAAUAUUGGUUUAGUGCAUUAGGUUGCUCUCCACUAGGAACGUGUGUUAGUGGGGUAGUUACUUUGUCUUCCUCUGUAUUUAUAUACAUCGAUGUAUUUGGAAUGAGACAUGAAGAGAAAAUUGCAGUAAGCUUUUGUGUUUUUGUUUUUAAGUCUUUGAGACCUAUCACACCACCGCAGCAGCAGACGUAUUCAUCUUCUGAUGAAGAGGAGGAGGAAGAAGAAGAGGAGGAUGAGCUAGACAUGAUCCCUAGCGAGAUAUACUGUCCAUGGACGCCAGCGAGAUCCCCGGUGGAGAUGACGUCUCCUUGUAGAAAGAGCAAAUCGACAGGAUCGUCGUCUUCGACGUCGGCAUGGUCGAGGAGACGAUGGAAAAUUAGAAACCUGCUUAAGAGAAGUCGCAGCGACGGGAAGGAAUCACUCGAGUUCUUGAACUCGAGCCCUGUUAACAACAUAGACAAAUCUUGUUCUUCUUCUCCUUGUCCGAAGAACAAGGAGACGGUGAAGACAAAGAAGAAGGAAAAGGAGAAGGAGAAGGAGAAAGUUUCAGCACACGAGAAAUUUUACCUGAGGAACAAAGCAAUGAAAGAAGAGGACAAGAGAAAGUCAUAUCUACCGUACAAGCAAGAACUUGUCGGAAUUUUCUCCAACAUUCACCGACACGGCAAAGCUUUUCCUCGGUUCUGAUCUGAUCCAUGACAACAACUAGAGUUUUGUUGUUUGAUUGUUUAUUAUCUUUAGAAAAUCAUUUUAUUUCCACAAAAAAAAAAGAUGCGAGUUCACAUUCGUUAUCUAAAGUACUAGUGGUAUCGGUUUUUAAAUUAUAUUUUUCUCGUUUUGUACGCAGUUUGAUGAACGAAAUUUCAUCAUGUUCAUACGAUGUUGUAUAUUUUAUAAUUUGGGUUCAUGAUUUUAUGCAAAUGUAGUUGCAGAUAUUACCAGACGUGAAAUAUAGAUGUAAAAAAACGUGAAACUAUUGUAUAAAGACGUUGCAAGUUGCUUGUAUUUUAUUAUUAUCUAUCUUAUUAAAACAGAAACAUUACAACUUCUUCUAGGUAGAUUUUAAUGUUGGACCUUAUGUAAUUAAUGCUAUAUUAAUCUACUUAUUAUUAAACAUGUUUUUUUAUAAAUAAUUAACAUCAACCAUUACCAUAGUUUUUCACUUUUUACCUUAUUAUUAUAUCCACUACGCAUAUUUUCUUAUAUUACAUAUAUUUUACUAUAAGCUAGAUACAUCCACUAGCAUAUU
Raphanus sativus (radish) is the source of this 1282-nucleotide messenger RNA. RefSeq names its product ribosome biogenesis protein NOP53. The transcript has a single exon. Bases 1 to 720 code for a protein of 239 amino acids. Lineage: Eukaryota; Viridiplantae; Streptophyta; Magnoliopsida; Brassicales; Brassicaceae. The record is from RefSeq and is a predicted model, not a curated record.